Messenger RNA from Acanthoscelides obtectus, 528 nucleotides. The record is from the annotation of a GenBank genome assembly. NCBI's taxonomy places the organism in Eukaryota, Metazoa, Arthropoda, Insecta, Coleoptera, Chrysomelidae.
AUGAAAAAGAACGGGGGAGUUGUGGCUUUUGUCCGCAGCAGUCUUUCCUACUCCAGAGAUGACAUUCUGUGGCUUCGCCUCUACUCCAAAACAUCACCCAAAUUUAUCUGCUGCCUUUAUCGCUCUCCCUCGGACCAUAACUGGGAUGGCCUACUCGAAUACCUCGCCGUAGUUCUUCUCGGUGAUUUCAAUGCCCAUAAUGAGCUUUGGUUGGGCUCAAACAAGACCGAUGCAGCAGGUCGUGCACUGGUGACGAGCCCUACUUUUUUUCCCCGCAUCUCCACUGCUGUCCUGUCCCCCCUGGGCAACUCAGACCACUGUGUUGUGGAGGUUAGGUUUCGGUCAGAACCCGCUGACGGGCUCAGAGACUUCUCUAGCUUUCCUCGGAGAGAUGUCUGUUUCACUGACGCGAAUGCGUCGGCUGUCUGUUUUUCGAUAACCGAAAUUAUCCACGUCGGAAUGGAGGAAUACAUCCUUCACACAGUAAAAGUGCCUAAACCAAGGUCCAAUAUACUUAGGCUCAGUUGA